AUGAUAACAAGGACUUUAUUCGUUUUUCUACUCAUCGACAGCUGGCGGCCUGUCUAUACCGCAGAUCUACUAGCAGCUCUUACCGGUAGCAGUUCAUUAAAUGGACAAUUCAAUAUUGCUGCUGAUAGUUUGAAGCCGUCAACCCAAUUACAUAUUGCACUCCCUUCAAGCCAUUCUUCAUAUACUUCAUUCAUCGUUAAAGUAGCUGAUAUCACAUUAGAUAUAGAAGAUAAAAUUCGAGAUGAAAAUCGAACGUUAUCAUCAACAACAUCAAAUGGAAAUGAUAUGGUUAUACAGAAUUUACAUCCAGGCCAUAAAUAUAGCAUAUCUGUAAUAGGUGUUAAAGAUGAUCGCCAAGAUUUGAUUAAGGAAGAACAUAUUGUUAUGACUCCACGACCUCCUGAUUUUCCCACGGAUGGGGUUACAGCUGGAAAGACGAACAUAACACUUAUAACGGAUAAAGAUGCACAUUCGCUGCAGGAUGCCUUUCUCAUUGAAUAUCGACAGGUGGACUCUGAGAAGAAAUACUCAAUGCUUGAAGUUUUGGAUAUCCCAGAACAAAAACAGCUGGAAGUUUAUUUAGGUCAUUUGAGUCCUGGUCGUGAUUACGCUGUUCGCAUGAUAGCUGUAAAGGAUGGCAUCAAGAGUCAGCCCUGGAGCGCCACUUUAACAACAAGACCAUCGUCUGUAAGCAGUUUGAAGAUUCAAGAAAACGGAACUUGUGUUACGCUCUCUUGGCUUCCAGGAGAAGGAGGUGUUGAUUCCUACAUCGUCAAGUACUUCCAGGUCCAGGCAGAGAAUACAUCGAUAACGGCUCAAGUUCCUGCACCAGCCAGUCUUACGACCAUUUGCCAGGGUAUCAUUCCUGGAGUGAAGUACAGUUUUUCCGUCAGACCUCGAAAAACUUUGAUGAAUGCGGAAGAGACAGUUAUUGAACAUAUUUUGAGACCAUUAGCUCCAGUUGAAUUCAAGUGCCGGCCCGACAUUACGAAAGGCCGCUACAGAUUAACAGCUGAACUACCAUCUGAUUCACACUAUGAGAAAUGUCACGUAACCGCAACAAGUGAAACACUUGAUAGGUUAGAAGUGGAAUCAGAGGUUGAGGAAAAACACAAUAAGUCUUUUUGUGUCUUGUUUCUACUCCUUUCACCAGGACAACGGUACGAGUUUUCAUUAGCAACAUCUUCUCUUGGAGUGUACAGUAAUAAACUCCACAGAAGUUUAGUUCUCACUCCUGCGUUCGAUUUGAAAGGAUUUGGUCUCAGUAUUCAAGAGUCUGAGAAUGGUUUAGAAAUGGCUUGGCCUCAAAGUGACGUUUUCAUGACUAGAUUACGUGAUAUCUGGGGAAAGGUUGUUGGUCAUGAUUCAUCUCUCCAAAUGCGAGUAACUUCUAUUAAAAAACAAAACUCCACAACUAGAGAAAGUAACAGACAGUUUGAGACAAAUCCCUUGAAACCAUCCGUUAUCAACGUUUCGAAUUUGACAAAGGGAUCUUGUUACCGGAUACAAAUGUAUACUGUCACCAAGUCUGGAAUAGUAUCAGAAACUAGAUAUAAUGAAACAAUGCGUAUAAGCUCACCCGCAGUCAAUGCUACUCUUCAUGAUGUUACACGUACAUCGGCUGUUCUGAACUUGACACUGUCCUCAAAGUCUGAUAUUUAUCCUGACUGUAACUUGGCCAUUGUCGUUUAUGACAUGUUUUCUCAAAUAGUUUUCCAAAAACAGUUGCCCAUUCAAGCGUUUUUACCUGUGAUUGAAUUGAACGGGCUACGACCUUUCCAUAAGUAUACUAUAAACAAUCAAAUUAUCUGCGGGGAAGCUGCUAGAACUUCUGAAUGCGCAGCGGGAACACGAAGCAUGAGGCAAAUUAUGUUUUCAACAAAGCCAGAUAAGCCGGGCCCUGUUCAAUCGCUAGCGGGAAGAGCCCUCAAUCCGUACUCAGUACAAUUGUCAUGGUUACCACCAGCAUUGCCUAAUGGUAUUCUAACACACUAUAUAGCUGAAAUAGUUCCUUUGCAAUCGACGGAGAAAAAAUGGUCGGUUACUAUUGGCCUGAGUUCAGACAGAUCGGAUCAUCAUAUUGAGACUGUGGUAGAUGGUCUUCAAGGAGGCGAAAGAUAUAACUUCUCCGUUCGAGCUGCUACAGAAGCUGGAUCAGGAGAAGAGCCUUUGUCUGGCCAUAUAACUCUGAAAAUGCCGAUACAAGCUCCUCCGAAACCUGGGGUAGGGCCAGCAAUUGUGUUUGAAUCGAUAGGAUCUCAUGCCUUGUCAGUCAAGUAUAACUCCAACAUGCUUGACGGUAAACACGGACGUAUUAUUAGAAGCGAUUUGAUCGUUAGCGAAGUUACUGAGGAUGGACGAACAACUGAUACCAUACUCAAAGAGGAAAAUCAAACAUAUACGUGGCUACAAGUGCAACGAUUUGAUGUUUGGCCUGCUUAUGUUGCAUCCAUCACCGAUAUUCCUAAUUCAGUUAGAACGACUGCUCAAAUCAAUAAAGCACUGACCGAGGCUAUUGGUAUAGAUGCAGCUUGUGAAGAUUUACCUGAUGAUACCGUAUGUAACGGCCCAUUGAAAGCGGGAACACCAUACAAAUUCAAGCUGCGUUUGUAUUCAGCACCCAAUUUAUUCACGGAUACGCCAUAUUCUGACGUCGUGACAACUGCAGCAUCUCCUCGUGGUAUAUCUUUACGUGCCAUCGUCGUACUUCUCUCUCUCUUCAUACUUCUUGGUUUGCUUGGAAUCAUAUUAAUCUCCUACUGGACACGUUCCAAAAAGCAAAGGAGUGCUACGUAUUCCUCCAGUUCAUCUGCUAAUUCGGCUAAAGAAUCACAGUGGGCAGCUCUCAAAAUGAUCAUGGCGGAAAGAGCAGCCGACUGCUUGGCUAAGCUAGGUUUAGACGGCUCACAAAAUGUUCCACCUCAUGGUGAUCAAACCGUACCAAAUAAUGGUCAUCUUCAACCUACCUUCGGACAUCACCGUCGAUGCCGAAGUUUACGGGAACGUACCGGAGUUGAUCAUCGCUUGGAGAGACUUCCAAGUGGUCCAAUUCACAAAGCUCCUCUCUACACCGUUAUGACAUCAGCUAAUUUAUAUAAGAGCAGGCCAGUCCGAAAGUGUGACUUUGAAGCUCAUGUCCGUAACAUGAGUGCUGACUCAGAGUUCAGAUUUUCCGAAGAGUAUGAGAGUUUGAAAAACGUUGGCGUUGGCCAAUCAUAUCAUGCUUCUGAUUUGCCUGUCAAUAGAGCCAAGAACCGCUUCACAAACAUCCUUCCCUUCGACCAUUCUCGUGUAAAGCUCAUAAACGUCGAUGAUGAAGAUGGCUCGGAUUAUAUAAAUGCUAAUUACAUGCCGGGCUUUUCUUCUCGACGAGAGUUCAUUGCCGCUCAGGGACCUCUGCCGAGCACUCGUGACGCUUUCUGGCAGAUGGCAUGGGAACAACAGUGCCCCUCAAUAAUCGCUUUGACGAAAUGCGUCGAGAAGGGACGUGAUAAAUGUCAUCAGUACUGGCCAGAUGCUGAACAUAUGAGCGUAAUUUAUGCCGACAUUGAGGUAACACUUAUGUGCGAAACUCAUUAUGAAGAAUUUACUGUUCGUGAUCUUCGUUUGACGAAGUUGAACGAUCCAUCAUCGCCCCCUCGCAUUAUCAGACAUUUGCAUUACAUGGCUUGGCCAGACUUCGGAGUUCCAGAACAUCCCGAAGGAAUCAUCCGCUUCGUUAGAUUAUUCCGAUCAAAACUACCUCAUUCAGCUCAUAACAAGCCUACUAUUGUCCAUUGCAGCGCCGGCGUUGGUCGUUCGGGUACUUUCAUCACCAUAGAUCGUCUUCUGCAAACGAUACAAUUGGAUAGGCCAAUAGAUGUAUAUGGAAUUGUAUAUGAAAUGCGUUUAGAACGUUGUCAUAUGGUCCAGAAUGAGCAACAGUACAUCUUUAUCCAUCAUUGUAUACUUCAUGCCUUGCAAACUUCCAACCAACCCAGUGUUAUGACGUCGCCUUCUUCAGUCGAAAUUCAUCAGAAUCCAGCAUUCGAAGAUGACGAAGGGAUUGAAGAAUCCGGCUUUUAA
Molecule: messenger RNA, 4065 nt
Organism: Auanema sp. JU1783
Lineage: Eukaryota; Metazoa; Nematoda; Chromadorea; Rhabditida; Rhabditidae
Source: the annotation of a GenBank genome assembly